Molecule: messenger RNA, 2532 nt
Organism: Myotis brandtii (Brandt's bat)
Lineage: Eukaryota; Metazoa; Chordata; Mammalia; Chiroptera; Vespertilionidae
Gene: IL10RA
Product: interleukin 10 receptor, alpha
Molecular function (GO): protein binding
Source: RefSeq, a predicted model, not a curated record
AUGGACAAGAUCUCAGUGUCGCAUCUUCAUCCCGGGCCCCUGCCAGCCCUGAAACUGACCCUCUCCCCAGGGACAGCGCUGCCCAGCCCUCCAUCCGUGUGGUUCGAAGCAGAGUUUUUCCGCCACAUCCUCCACUGGACGCCCAUCCAGAAUCUGUCAGAAAACACCCGCUAUGAAGUGGAGCUGCUGAGGUAUGGGAUGGAGUCCUGGAGGUCUGUGUCCAGCUGCAGCCAGACCCCGGUGCCGUCCUGCGACCUCACCAUGGCCACCCUGGACCUGUACCACAGCAACGGCUACAGAGCCAAAGUCCGGGCCGUGGAUGGAGGCCAGCGCUCCAACUGGACUGUCACCGAGACCCGCUUCUCCGUGGACGAAGUGAGCCUGACGGUGGGCAGCUUGGAGCUGGAGGUACACGACGGCUGGGUCCUUGGAAAGAUCCAGCCGCCCAGGCCCAAGGUGGCCCCUGCAGGCGACACCUACGAGAGCAUCUUCCCCCACUUCCGCGAGUACGAGAUCCAGAUUCGCAAGGUGCCCGGACGCUAUGAGUCCACAAACAAGAAGGUGAAACACGAGAACUUCAGCUUCCCGACCAACGGCGAGUUUGGGGAGUUCUGUGUCCGGGUGAAGCCGGCUGUGAGCUCGCGCCUGAACAAGGGGAUCUGGUCGGAGGAGGUGUGCCUCCUGCUCACCUGGCAGUAUUUCACCAUGACCAACCUCAUCGUCUCCUUCACCCUCGUCCUGCUGCUCUGCGGGGCCAUGGCCCUCCGCCUGUACCUGCGGCACCCGAGGAAGCUGCCCGCCGUCCUGGUCUUCGGGAGGCCCAGUCCCUUCAGCCCGGUCAGCCAGCUCCCCCGCCCAGAGACGCGCGACACCAUCCAUGCCGUCGAUGAGCAGGCCCUCGCCAAGGUGUCCCCGGAGCUGAGGAACUCCGAGCUGCACGGCAGCACCGACAGCGGCUUCGGCAGUGCCAAGCCGUCCUUACAGACCGAGGAGCCCCAGUUCCUCCUCCCGGACCCCCUCCCCCAGGCCGGGGGCACCCUGGGAAAGGGGGCCUCCCUGGAGCCCGAGAGCAGCUGCAGCAGUGCCAGCACCGACAGCGGCAUCUGCCUGCAGGAGCCCAGCCUGAGUCCCGGCGCGGAGCCCUGGGUGCAGCAGGCGGGGGGCCAGGGCCAGGAGGACAGCGGCAUUGGCCUCGCCCACCACUCUGAGGGGCAGCCUGGGGAUGGACGGGGUGACUCAGCCUUGGGCCACGUCGGUCCCCGGGGGCCUGAAGCAAUGGAGGGAGAAGACCCGGCUGUGGUGGAAUUUCAGGGCUACCUGAAACAGACCAGAGGCAGGGAGGAGCAGGCAGCCACGGCGGGCUGCCUGGAAGAAGAGGCCUCCUCAGCCGAUGGCCUUGUCCCCCAACUCAGGAUGUGCCUGGAUGCCAAGGAAGCCUGGUCCCCACCAGCCUUGGACAAGGGCUACUUGAAACAGGACCCCCCAGAAGUGGCUCUCGCUCCCUCAGGGGCCCUGGCUGGACAGUGGAACCCUACAACUGAGGAAUGGUCACUCCUGGGCUUGACUAGCUGUGGGGACCUGGGGACAUCUGAGUGGAGCUUUGCCCAGGAUCUCGCCCCUCUGGGCUGCGUGGCGGCCCCGGGCGGCCUCCUGGGCAGCUUCGACGCAGACCUGGUCACCCUGCCCCUGAUUUCCAGUCUGCACGCCAGUGAGUGACUCAGAAGAAGGGGCUGCCUUUGACUUCAGCCAUGCCCUGCGGGUCUGAGGAGGGGCCCGGGUCAGAGAGGGCAUGAUGCCAGCCUGGGCGCUGCUCUCUGCUGUGCCGGGCCCUGCAGGUUCUGGCGGAGCCUCCUCCCUCCCGGGACUCGGCCUGUGACAAGGGUUGUUUGCUCAGGGAAUUGGGGUUUCCUGGAGUCGGGGUGAGGCCGCCGGGCUGAAGUCAGCUCCCAGCCAGGCCUUGCCCUGAAGCCAGGCUUGUGUCAAGGCCUCACAGCAGGCUCAUGUCUAGGGGGAAAGGAGAGAGCAGUGACCACGUGUGCCUCUGAGUGGUCAGCUGGCCACCACCCAGCCUGGGAAGGUCCCGGGGAGGAGCUCCCGCAUCGCAGGCCUCCCCGGUCAGCUCUCAGGACGGAGCCGGUGGGGGAUGAAAGGAACCGAGCCCCGAAAGGGCCUGUGGCUCAGAACCCGCCCUCCGGGUGUCCUGUCCGUGUGCAGACACCUCCCUCUCCCCAGCAAGGAGAGCGGCCGCUCUGGGGUCCCUACCGAGGCCACCCCCCCCCCGCCCCCGGGCCACACCCCUGACAGCAGCAGUGAAACCUCGGCAAUUUGCAUUGGUCACAUCUCAGCCAGCAGGCAGCCCCUGGGUGUGGGCACCAGCUGGUCUGCCCCGAGGCUGAGGUUGGCACCUGCCCGUGUUUGCCACUGACGCCCAGCUGCGGACCCAGAGGACGGGGCGCGGGCUGUGCGCCCUGCUCUCCAUGCUCAGCUGCACGACCUGGCCUCCCCUUGGGCCUGCUCCCACCAGUGAAAUGA